AUGGCCCCGGUUGUCAAACAAAAUGCGCGAAAGGCGCCAGAAACGACUGGCGUUGAACGGAAUACCAAACGACCGAGAUUGGAGGAGUCGAAAGUGGCCAAGUUUACUUCGAUUGCUGCUUUGCAGGCUGCGUUGAAUGCGAAUAAUAAAAGGCCGUGUGCUGCGUUGGUUCAAGCGCUUACGACUCUGCGUAACCAGAUCUCUCUACGCCAUGCUGAAGUCGAAGCUUAUAUUGAGGACCCUAGAACGAAGCUUGUUCAACAUAACGAUGAACGAUUGCUUUUGGCGGAGGAGUGGUGUAAAGUCAGUCCUGGACUGCCGGUGUUGUUUGAAGUCUGGAAUGAGACGUUUGACGAAUCUGCAGCGGCUGCCAAUGGAUCUCAAGGCGUAGCUAUGGCCAAUUCAGUCGCGUCGUUGGUUCUGUCGGUCUUCUCCUCGAUCCUCACACUGUUGUCGACCUCGUAUGUGUUCCAAGCGGCUGGUAUUCAGAUCAUCAAGAACUUCACCCCGGACCAUUGGCGGCGGCUCAACACCUAUGUGACUGGACAAGGGAGGGGAAGGAAUAACCAGGGACCAAAUAACGAGCUCAUAUUGGUAUCUCUGCGUUUGUUGGCGGUUAUGUCGGAGAAAUGGGACUCGAAGCGGGUGUAUGAAAGUUUUGCUUGGGAGUCCAAGGCAUUGCCAAAACUUCUAACGAUGCGCCGUAAGGGCGAUUCCUCAGUCAAUCCACUAGUUAAACCCGACAUCCGAACGGCGUACAUCGUGUUCCUCCUCUCCUUCCUCUCCAACUCGGUCGAUAGCCGUGUCAGCUCGCAAACAAAAACGACGUUCCUAUCGACACCAGCAUCAGCGUCGGCGUUCCAUCCUAUUUUCAAAACUCUGCACUCGGACCAUGCGACUGUUAUCAAGCGUGUGUUGGAGGUGGCUUGGGAGGGGGUGUGGUGUGAUAUAAGAAUUAGUAGGACGCUCAAGAUCAGUGUUUUUGGGGAUUUGCAUGGGGUAUUAGGACAUUUUCUCAAACUCUACGACAAUACGGAUGCGUCUGGUGCCGACUACAGCCCCGCCGACCUUGUCCACCACUUCCUCCUCGCCAUAUGCACUCGUCCCGGCGUCGGCCUCUGCUUCAAGGACCGUGGCUGGUAUCCCAGGGAAGGCGAGGAAGACGCCUUGGAAGCAGCGGAAACCAGGACGACGAAGGAUUCGGAGAGGGGCAAGAUCUACAAUGUCAUUCUCUCUGGUCUUUUGCGUAUGUUGAAGGUCACCGAUGAUCCUCGCCAACAAGAGUUGGCUCUUAAAAUUCUGCAGGCGUGUCCGGAACUGGCAGCGGGGUAUUUGCCGGCAUCCGGAUUGACGCUUGACCCUCCCCGACUCUCUUCAAAAUGGCUGGCCAACAUCGCCUUUGUGACAGGUGUUAUCAACCUCCCUGUACCCGUCGAAUCGUUCCACCUGCACUCUACGCAACAGUCGACCACCUCCGAAGGUACCCUCUACAAUCCCGUACCGCCUCCUGUGGCCACUAUCCUCGGCAACAUCAUCCCCGCCAGUCAAAAUUUGAACAUGAAGAAUGUGUUCACAAAAGGUCUGCAAUUUACGACCACUCCAGCAAAUAGCGGUAGCAAAGGCUCGACUGCAGCAAGCACCACGACAACGUCGCCUUCCCUCGGAAACCUCGUCCAACAUACCACAGCCCUCUCCCUUAUCAAAUGUCUCGACAAGCUUGCUAGAGUGAAGGAAGCGUUUGAAGAGGUCGCUUCUGCUCUAGGCGAGGGUGAAGCCGAAGGACAAUGGACACGUCGCUUGAAGGAGGUUAUGCGGGAGGUUCGAAGGCGGUUACCUGAAUUCCAAGUCGUGGUCGCGUUCUGCAGUGCCCACCUGCGAGCGUUCGCGCCCGCCGAAUCCACCACCACCAAUCCAUCCGUUGUUCAAGCCUCUUCUGACUCCGGGACCUCGUCGGCGUCGUCGGUAUCGCUGAUCAAGAAGAAGGCGUUGUUGGCGGAGUGCGCGAUGCGUCUUUUGUGGAUGUACCAGAAGUGCUUGCCGGAGGUGGUUGAAGGAGCUCGAUUCGAUGUUGGGAAGAUUUUGGUUGGGUUCGAGUUUGCGUUCCCUGGUGUGGACCCGAGCGAUGCGAUUUCUGAUCGGGGGGAGGACGAGAGUGACGAGGAUGAUGGAGAGGACAAGAUGGAUGAAGAUGAGGAUGGUGAGCGUGAAGAGCCUUCUGAGGGCGACGAACAGGACGAAGGCGAGAGUGACGGCGGAGAAGACGGUCCGGCUGCCGAACAGGAGAAAACCCAAGAAUCGGAAGACAUCGACGUUGCUCGCCGCCUGCAUCGAAUCACUCAACUCCACAUCCUCCGUUUCUUAAAAGAGAGCAACACCUUCGUCGCCUCGGGUGGAUGGACAGGGAAAAGCCAUACCAGUGCCAGCGGGCAAAGUCAAACCCACCUCCACACCCUCCUCACGCAGUUCAUCCGGUUCCAUCCAUCCAGUGCAACCGGCAAUUAUGAGCUUUCUAUUCAUGGGCAGAUUACCUCGCUGGUCAAGCAUGUGUUGGCGUCGACGUUGUUGUUCCAGGAUGACCCUGAUGAAGUGGACUUUUGGUUGAAUUCGUUGCCGUAUGGUGUGAGGAGGGUGAAGGUUGUUACGAGGUCGGUGAAGCGGGAGGGUGGAGGGGAAGGCGAGGACGCAGGCAGAGAUGAGGAAGACGACGAGGACGACGAGAUUCAGACGAUCACUGUCUAUCCUGAAACGCCAGAUGGCACCCCUCUCACGGAUGAGCGAGAGGCUGUCAUUGCUUUCCUGGACGAGUGUGUGCAGAGGUGUUUGAAGGCGCCGUACAAGUAUAUCGAGGAGAUGGAGUCGUUUGCCAAUGCUGACUCGACGGCCAUGGACGUGGAUUCGACAUCCGACUCUGCUCGACCUUCGCCCAGUACGACCGCGUCGAUCUCAACGCCCAGCCCGCUGCUCUGCACCGUUGUCGAACAACUCGCUGCCAAAGUCCGAGCUAAACUCCUUUCGCCGUCGGACUUGCUCGCUAUCACGACGUUCCUGCGCAAACUCUUGUUCGCGUUGCUUGGGCGAACUGAUUUGUGGACCGUCGAGGCAGCAGACGGUGGUAGCCUCCAGACGCCCAAUCCCAAUCUCGCUGUGCUUGUAUCGAUCGCGAAGAAGAUUUCGGAGAGUCUGGAUGUCGAGAAGUUGGUAUUCGGGGAUGAGGAGGAAGGUUCACCUCGACAUGGUCUGAUUAAACAAGUGGUCAGACGGGAGGUGGAUCUCAUGGUUGAUUCCCUUUACGCUCGACUUUCCAACGCCUCCUCCUCAACUACCGAUGCACUCGCCACCGCCAAAGAGCCACCAUCGCAACAAGAAGUAGAUGACAUCGACGACUUCCUCGAGUUGGUUGAAGGACUGGACCUCCCACCUUCCAAACGCGAACGCCAACUUACAGCGUUCGAGCUGGUUGAUUGGGUUCGACUACUUGAUAGUCCGCUCAACGCAGCGCAGACGAAGAAGAUAUUUGAGAUUGUGAAGGAGUUUGGGGGUGCGUGGGGUGUUAGGGACUUGGUUGGUGUGUUUGAUGUUGGUUCUACUCCUGGGUUGGUGGAAGUGUUGGAGGUGGUGGGGAGGGAGGAGAUGAGGGAUGGGCUGCCGUUCGAGUAUUUGUUGCGCCAUGCAAGCGCUGAAGACCUUGUGAACCCCGAAUUCCAGAAGGUCCUCGUGGAUUCUGCGACGCAGCAUGGACCGAAGAGUUUCUUCUACUCCCCUGCGAACUCGGAUUCGGUCGUGGUGUAUGCCACAAGAGUUAUCCGCGUCAUCCUGCAUCAUCUGCAGCAGUGGAGAGCGAAGGGCGAAGGCGGUAUCAGCAAUGCACUGUUGCUGGUGUUGGUUUCCUUCUUGGCGGCUUUGAAGAGCGCACCACAACCUUUUGAAGCUGUCAAGAGUGUGUUGUUUGGUGGGCAGUUGCCUGCGUUUAAGGGGAUGCUGUUGAGUUUGAAGGCUGUUUCUGUUUCGGCUGCGAUUGCCAAGAUUCAGGCCACUUGUCUAGACUUCACCUCCGCGAAGGAUAGGGAGCUCGUUCGGGAUACCGCCAUCUUCUGGCGUGACCAGUUCCUGUCCUGGAUGGAACAGCCUACUGCCUCUAAUGCCUCUAACGAGCUCGCACAGCAGCAGGUCGAUUACGCGCUCUCUUGGAUUAGGUUUUUAGAUCCGCUCGCCCUGCUUGAUUGUCUCGAGUCGACACUCGCCCUCGCGUCCACUACAUCCUCGAAUCGAACAUUCCUCGCUCUGCUUCAAGUGGCUGCAGACCCACUGAGAGCGUUGGCUUCCGGUAGUGGAUCGUCCGAUAACGUCGCGUUGCUCAGUUCGCGACUUUCUCUUCUGUUCAAGUUGCAAGCGAUGCUUUCGACUUCGGCUUCGGCGCAGGAUGGGCCGGGUGACGAAAUGCUUCGUGGUGCGUUGGAGGAGUUGAUUGCGACUGCCCUGGAGUCGACUUUGCCUGUGGGUGUGAUGGGCACGUCGACCUUGUCUGGCCCGCCUUCGUCGCUUGCAGAGUUGUUGCGGGAUGCGGAUUCGAGGUGGAAACAGAGUCGUCGGGAGGGAGUGGCAGCUAGGCUUGAUGUUGCCUCUCUUCUCGGCCAAGGGACGUUCACCAACGCCACGGGGAGGAUUAUUGCGAGCCUUCUGUAUAGGGAAUCGGGUUCGACGGAGGGUGGGUCGGCUGAAGAAGCUGUACUCGAUUGGCUCGAGUCGGAGGGGAGCAGCAAGUCUCCUCUCGAAGACCUCGUUCCCGUCCUCCAUUCGGUGCUUCAUACUACCCUCCAUCGUCCUGAACGACACAAGGUGCUCUCGUUGUUCGGUGACAACAAGCGGCUAUCCAAGGUCCUUCAGCGGCUUGCCAAAGCGUUUGGGGACGAAGGCUACAGUCCGGUUACUCGAGGUCGGGUGCAGGCUGUGGUGAAACUAUUGUUCCAGCAUGGACUGUCGGAUGAGACGCGAGUCGAAUCGGUGGAGCAUUGUUUGAAGCAACUGCGCAAGGCCAUCCCCAGCGAACCAGCCUUUAUCUCUCCGGAAUGGAUCUCCCUCGUCUAUUGGGUUCAAGCUCACCUGCGGUCCUCGAAAGAGUCUCGGUCUCUCGUCAACGAGGCUAUCGAAUCGACGCUGCAGUACCUCACUCGUCAGUUGGGUGGUCAAGAUGGGUCUAGUUGGUCGGACCUGGAAGAUCUCGCUCGCAAUCUCUCAGGUUUGGUGGAGACUUCGAAGGACGCAGAGUUCAAUCAGGGGACGAUCGAGACUUUGUUCCCUGUCAUUAUCGAGCAUCAUCUUGCACAGCCUGUGUAUUUGAUGUUGGUGGAGGCGUUCCUUCGGGUGGCCAAUUUGAAGCCCCUUGUCGUCAACCGGUAUCUUCAAGCAAUCGUCCAGCAUCCACGGUUCUACAGGCUGCUCAGCACCACCGCUUCACCAGAAUCCCUAUCGAUCAAGGAGGCCAUCACAUCCGUGUUGCACACCCUGUUCCACCUUCACCCUUCCAACACCUGCCAAGUGAGCCACGUCGAACCUUUGGUUCGCAUCUAUCGCGGAACGUUGUCGAAACCUGAUCGUAGGAUUCUGGAUAUCCUCCAACUCUUCGAGGGGCAGCGCAAACUUUCCGUGGCUGAGCUUUUGGCCAAGUGGUCGAACAGCCAGAUCGCUUCUUCGGUCUAUACACCUUCGUCCAGUUCGCUCGAGGCGGUUCAGAGCUUGGAUGCGACACUGGUGUUGCAGACGGCUUUGGCGUUGCCUUAUUGGAGGCAUAUUGACCAAAGGGGGUUGGGUGUUGAGGCAAAGGGCAGGGAGGAGCAGCUUUACGACCCGGUGUUCUUGAUGCUCCUGUUUGGCCAUGUUCUUUCAGAGAACCCGCCUUCUGGACCAAUUGGAUGGAUUGAGCUAUUCCGUACGAACGUUGUCGGGGUUGUUGUGAGGACGUUGUCGUCGAGUCAUGAACCUACUCGUCGGUUGGCGCUCUCGCUGUUGGUUGGUGUGUGGAAGUUGGUUGAGGGUACGGAGCUCCAAGAGAAAGGACAUCUAUUGUAUGUCAUGAACCAGAUCAAGAACCUCUUCCCAUCGCCUUCGACAUCGUCUAGCGACGCGUACCCGCCACGGCUCCCGUCCUACAUCACUCUCCUCCUGUUCCACGCCCUCCGUGGGAUCUUCAAUCCUUCCCACUUCAUGUACCCCCUCACCUCACGCUUCCUGCUGCAACGCCCAGAGAUCGACAUGACCGACGUCCCGAUGCUCUACUCGUUGCUGUACAGCAGUGUCGACGAUCGGUGGAGGAAGGAGAGGGGAUGGAUUCUGAGGUUCCUCGCGGACGGCAUGCUUGCCACUGGAUCUGGCUCUCAAGACUGGAAGAUCCUCAAACGGAGGCAUACCUGGGAUCUACUAGCCAGUCUGUAUCAGAGCGCGUCUGAAGCAAGCGUGGAUAAGGAGAAAGGGUUGAGGCAGGCUAUAUUGUGUGUCCUCGUUAAUCUUACUAGGCAUAGCAAGCCGUGCUCGAGUUUGGUGCUGAAGUCGGGGUUGUUGGCGUGGAUUGAGAUGCAGUUGAAGAGGGAGAUUGGUGUUAGUGGUGGUGCGAGUAGGAAUGAGGGUGUGGCUUGGAUCAAGAUUAUUGAGAACGUUGUUCUGGUGCUUGAUAAGGACAGGCUGGAGGGCACUUCGCUUGAGGGGGAGUGGCAGGCGACACUGUGGAGAUCUAUUGCCCUUUUGUUGUCGAAACACGCUUUCGCUACUCAAGUCUUGCCGUUUGCAGCCCGUGUCAUGCUCAGGCUUGGGAAGCAUACCGGUCCCGACUGCAAGGCGUCUGUGGAAGCAAUGUCACUCGCAGUCCAGCGAUUGGAAGAUCUCGAGGCUGGGAUUCAGCUCCCGGAUGCCCAGCUUUCAAGUUCCCAUGCACUGCCGGCGCUGGACGACCUGCUCCCACCUGCCCUUCACGCCUCGUAUGAGCUCCAUGACAAGCCUCAAGUGGAAUCGACCUUUGCUCUGUGGGGUCGGUUGGUGGAGAUAAUGUGGAGAACGGUUAUGGCGAUGAACGCUGGGAGUGAGGAGAAUGAGGCGAUUGGGGCUGUAUGGGCCAAAUUGACUAGUCGGCUGCUGGUUUGGGGUUCGAUAGUCGGACCGGGUCGCUCGGAAGAGGCAGAAUGGGCGAGGAUAGAGUCCGUUAAGCUCCUUGGUUGA
Messenger RNA from Coprinopsis cinerea okayama7#130, 7206 nucleotides. RefSeq lists its product as hypothetical. NCBI's taxonomy places the organism in Eukaryota, Fungi, Basidiomycota, Agaricomycetes, Agaricales, Psathyrellaceae. Gene Ontology annotation, cellular component: nucleolus. Gene Ontology annotation, biological process: maturation of 5.8S rRNA from tricistronic rRNA transcript (SSU-rRNA, 5.8S rRNA, LSU-rRNA); maturation of LSU-rRNA from tricistronic rRNA transcript (SSU-rRNA, 5.8S rRNA, LSU-rRNA). Bases 1 to 7206 code for a protein of 2401 amino acids. The transcript is spliced from 11 exons. The record is from RefSeq and is a predicted model, not a curated record.